GGACUCCCGUGACUCCCCUGCAGCUCGGGAGGACGCACUGCCGAGUCGGCGGCCACGCUGGAAGUGAAUAAUUCGCCGGGGCGUCCCGCGGCCGCGCAGCCCCGAACGCCAUGCAAUCCCCGCCCGACUGGCCCCCGACGCCCGGCACCCUACGGCCCUCUCCCUUCCCGCACUCUGCUCUGCACGCCCUCCAUGGUUUGGCCCGCGCGCUGCUCUUCCCGGCCUACUGGGCCCUGGACCGGCUGCUGCUUGGCUGCUGGGCCCCGGCGGCGCGCGGGAGAGGCCCGAGGUGGCUGAGCACGGCGGCGGUCGCGGGAGCCGCCCUGCUGCUGCUGCUGCUCAGCCUGCCCCUGGCACUGCCGGGCCUGCUGCUCUGGCUGCCGCUGCAGAUUUGGCGCCGCCCUUUCUGCUACCAGCCCCCUCCGCUGUGCCGGGCACCCCCUGUGCCCUGGCGCCCCCCAAAUGAGCUCGCGGGCUGCUUCGGCUUCCUCAGCGCCAAGCUGUGCCUGCUCCCCGACGGGCUGGCGCGCUUCAGCAACUUGCGGCACAGCCAACGGCGAGCAGAGGCGGUGGGGGCCGUGUUGCUCACCGGCCUACGGCCGUCGCGCCAUGAAGCUAUGGGCUGUAGUCCUCCAGGGCCGGGGGCGCCGUGCGGGAUGCUGACAGCUACGGUGCCUGCGGGUCUGGAUUUCGUCUGUCUGCAGGAGAUGUUCGAUCUGCGCUCAGAGAGCAGCCUGGUGAGCCGCCUGGCACCCAAUCUGGGCCCGGUGCUGUACGACGUGGGCAUGUUCGGCCUGCAGCCCCAGCCGCACCUCAAGCUGCUGGGCAGCGGCCUGCUGCGUGCCUCCUUCCGGCCCUUCCCCCACGCGAGUCGCGAGGAAUCGCUGGCCUCCAAGGGACUGUUUUCCGCACAGGCACAGCUGGGCAUCCUGGAUGGGCGCCGCAUCGUGGGCUUUCUGCGCCGCACGCACUUACAUGCGCCGAGUGAGGACGGGCCCUUGCGCUGUGAACAGCUCUCGCUGCUGCUGGACUGGGCCGAGCAGUUCGAGGCCGAGAGCCGCCAGAAUGACGAGGACGUGGCCUUCAGCGUGCUCCUGGGUGACCUAAAUUUCGACAACUGCUCACCAGCGGACGCGCAGGAGCAGCGGCACCCGCUCUUCAGCCGCUUCCGGGACCCUUGCCGGCUGGGCAGGCCGGAGCAGCCUUGGGCUCUGGGAACCGUGCUGAGCACCGCCACGCCCCGCCACUCGGUGGCCCGCUCCCCGGAGAUGCUGCGGAAGGCCCUGGGGCAGGAGGAAGGGCGCCUCCGCUACCCCGGCCCUCCUGGCGGAGGCCGCCGGGACUACUUCACCUUCCGGGGAGCCCCGGGGAGCCCUCUGAGCCCAGAGGUGGAGCAGGUGACAUCCAGCACCGCCUUGACGGGGCUCACUGCCCACCCGGCGGUGGGACUGCGACUCCGAGGGUCCAAGCCCUGA
This is a messenger RNA of Manis pentadactyla (Chinese pangolin), 1475 nucleotides long. RefSeq names its product sphingomyelin phosphodiesterase 5-like. Gene Ontology annotation, biological process: sphingomyelin metabolic process. Gene Ontology annotation, molecular function: sphingomyelin phosphodiesterase activity. Gene Ontology annotation, cellular component: cytoplasm. NCBI's taxonomy places the organism in Eukaryota, Metazoa, Chordata, Mammalia, Pholidota, Manidae. The record is from RefSeq and is a predicted model, not a curated record.